Molecule: messenger RNA, 2054 nt
Organism: Purpureocillium takamizusanense
Lineage: Eukaryota; Fungi; Ascomycota; Sordariomycetes; Hypocreales; Ophiocordycipitaceae
Gene: DIA4
Product: Serine--tRNA ligase
Exons: 1
Coding region: 1-1551 (516 amino acids)
Biological process (GO): mitochondrial seryl-tRNA aminoacylation
Cellular component (GO): mitochondrion
Molecular function (GO): serine-tRNA ligase activity; ATP binding; tRNA binding
Source: RefSeq, a predicted model, not a curated record
AUGAAUAGGGCAUUUACGUGCCUUCGCUGCCGGGCACCGAGGCCCCGGGUGCGGGCCGCCGCCGCCGCCGCCUUCGCGCGCAGCUUCGCAGACAACGGCAAGCGCCCGUCCAUGGCCCCCAAGCCCAUCAUCGACAUCAAGCACAUACGACAGAAUCCGGAGCUGUACGAGCUCACCUGCCUGGAGCGCAACUACCCGCGCCAGGCCGAAAACCCGGCGCGCAUCCUGCAGCUGCACGAGCGGUGGCAAGAGCUCCAGCGUCAAGGCCGCUCCCUGCGCGAGCGCUCAAAUCUACUGCGCAAGUUCCUGGCAAACCCGGCGACAAGCAGCGGCGACGAGGACGUGGCAGAGCUGCGAGCCAUGACGCGCGAGCAGGUACAGGAAGAGGCGCGGCGGCUCAAGGGCGAGCUGUCGGGCAUUGAGCAGGGCGAGGCGGCGGCCGUGAGAGAGAUGGAGGCGCUCGCGCUCGAGAUGCCCAACCUCACGAGCGACGACACGCCGCGGGGCCACGAGCCGGUGGUGCUGAGCUACAUCAAUGAGCAGCCGCGUUUCGACGAGGACGCGAGCGAUGAGGCCGUCUGGCGCUCGCACGUGCACGUCGGCUCGGAGCUGGGGAUACUCGACUUCGCGGGCGCCGCGGCGUCCUCUGGCUGGGGCUGGUACUUCUUGGUGGGCGAGGCGGCGCAACUCGAGCAGGCGCUGAUUCAGUACGCGCUGGCUGUGGCGACGCGGCACGGGUGGACGCAGGUUGCGCCGCCGAGCAUCGUCUACAGCCACAUCGGUGCGGCGUGCGGGUUCCAGCCGCGGGACCAGAACGGCGAGCAGCAGGUCUACGCCAUCGCGCAAUCGCAGGCUGACGCCGACAGGGGCGUGCCGGAGCUGUGCCUAGCGGGUACGUCGGAGAUCCCGCUUGCGGGCAUGCGGGCCAACACGACGCUGGACGCUGAAGACCUGCCCAUGCGGCACGUGGCCGUGUCGCGCUGCUAUCGCGCUGAGGCCGGGGCGCGCGGCGCCGACACCAAGGGCCUGUACCGGGUGCAUGAGUUUACAAAGGUGGAGAUGUUCGCGUGGACAGCGCCGGACGAAGCCGAGGCACAGGAUGUGUACGAGGAGAUGCUCGACAUCCAGACGGAGAUCCUCUCAUCAUUGGGGCUCUACUGCCGGGUGCUGUCGAUGCCGACGACAGACCUGGGGGCGUCGGCCAGCCGCAAGGUGGACAUGGAGGCCUACUUCCCGAGCCGGCGGCAACACGGCCUUGACGAUGGCUGGGGCGAGGUGACGUCGGCGAGCUCGUGCGGCGACUACCAAACGCGGCGACUGGCGACGCGGACGCGGUUGGACGGGCGCAUGACGUUCCCCUUCACGGCCAACGGCACGGCGCUGGCGGUGCCGCGCGUGCUGGCGGCGCUGCUCGAGAACGGCUGGGACGAGGAGACGGCCACGGUGGCGGUGCCCGAGUGCCUGCGCCCGUGGAUGGACGGCAAGGAGCGCAUCGGCGGGCGGAGGCGGGGGACGAGAGCGGGCAAGCAGGAGGGGAAGAAGACGGCGUGAGCGUGAAAACGGGUAAAGAAGCGUUGAGAGGAGGGGAGGGAGGUGCUCGUUUCGUUUCUCCCUCGAAGAGAACGUCCCCGAUGUGGCUCGAUUACUGUAUCACCAGAAUCUUCCUUUGUUUGAAGGACUUGGCCAUUCAUGGUCAUUAUCACCACACUGUCUGCAGCGACCGAGCUCUCUAGCAUGUUGUGUCAUGGGCAAACGGGCAAGUCCAGACCGCGAGCUGCCAAAAGUGUAACUUGCUCAUCAAGCAAGCCACGACGUUUGUGGUCAGUGAGCACCAGAGCCUUCAGGAACAUGGCCCAGGCCCUGUACAACGGGUAGAUGUAGUUUCGUGGAGGCACGUGAGUGGUAAUGAUGAAAGUACCAUGGUGUGAAAGGACCCAGAGGGGGCGUUGUUCUUAUCCUCAUGAGCGAUGGGCUAUCACCAUUUUCACUUGGAACUCAGGAUCUCGAUGCCCUUCAGGUUCUUGCCAUCUCUCAACAUCGGGUUCGCUCGUCUU